UGUCACGAUGAAAACACUUGCUUCACUUUUCGUCCUAACUAUUACCUUCGCGGUUUGUAACCGUGCUUCGGGUAAAAACGUGUCUCACUGCGUUUAUGGAACUACAUUAAGAGAUCUACUCAAGUUGGCUGGGAUUAGACGAGGAAACAUUCAGUCACAUGCUAGAAAACUUCAACAGCACAAUGUUGAUCAAAGCGUGCUCUGUAAACUCACCUUACAGCAACUUAAAGACAUCGGAAUCACAACUCUUGGUGACCGUCUGAAGAUGUUCAAUUUCUUCUCGAAAGAUGGCAACGAUUGCUCCAGUUCAAGUUGUCAAAACAACGGCAUCUGUCGAGAUGGUUUUCGUUGUUUCUCAUGUGUCUGCGACCCCCAAAAGGGAUACUAUGGACCGAGUUGUGGACAGAAAUGCCCGUGCCAUAACGGUGGUGUUUGCAAGACGAAACCAACUGGCUUCGAGUGCGUCUGCCCACCUGGUUACUCUGGUGACCUGUGUAAAACGAAGUAUUUGACCGAAGAUAGGAUGGCUAACAUUGAGACACGAACAAACGAGCUAAAAGCCAGACUCGAUCAAAGCGUCAAGCUGAUCAAGAAACUGCAAAAUCAGGUAACAGACCUGGAAUCCCGUCCUACAGGAUCGUGGCAACUUCAUCGUUCAAAUGAGGUUCUUAAUCAACUUGAGAAAAUGCAAUUACAUCGAAAAACACCAACGUACACGCAAAGGCUGCCAAUUGUCCUUCCCAAGAACACCAGAGCCAUUCUCAUUUCGAUCUAUUGUCAUUUCUGGAACGGCAAUGGUCACGCAUAUUUGAAUUACGUCGCUUACCAAAAGAACAACGACAACGCCGUCGCCAAAGCGGAAGGUUACAACACUCAUUACAACGUCUACGCCAACACAUUCCUGUACGAGCAAAUGAUUCCUUGGAACACCACUCUUCCCAAUGAGUUGAUCUUCAGGGUGACAAGGUCCUAUCUCACUGGUGGAAAUAAUAACUGGUAUCGCGUACGUUUGGUUGGUUACGUAACCUCUCUGUGAAAUGGUCUUAUUUUAACAGAUCUACAACUUUAAAUGAUUACAAUAAUAAGAAACGUAUAAUUAACAGUGUAAUUUUGGAUCAUCAUCAUCAUCAUCAUCUAGCGGGCCUAUUGCGCCAAUGAGGCGCACAGGGCCUGGUAAUUUUGGAUAGUAUAGAUUUAUUUGAAGAAACAGUGUGAUUAGAAAAUAAUUAAGGAAGUUGCAAAUAAAUAUGAUUAGACC
Dendronephthya gigantea is the source of this 1258-nucleotide messenger RNA. RefSeq lists its product as uncharacterized. Bases 8 to 1036 code for a protein of 342 amino acids. Gene Ontology annotation, biological process: establishment or maintenance of epithelial cell apical/basal polarity; heterophilic cell-cell adhesion. Gene Ontology annotation, molecular function: protein binding; calcium ion binding. Gene Ontology annotation, cellular component: protein-containing complex; plasma membrane. NCBI's taxonomy places the organism in Eukaryota, Metazoa, Cnidaria, Anthozoa, Malacalcyonacea, Nephtheidae. The transcript has 3 exons. The record is from RefSeq and is a predicted model, not a curated record.